Molecule: messenger RNA, 2263 nt
Organism: Plutella xylostella (diamondback moth)
Lineage: Eukaryota; Metazoa; Arthropoda; Insecta; Lepidoptera; Plutellidae
Source: RefSeq, a predicted model, not a curated record
UUGGCUACGUCACACAUACGUCAUUUCCGGUCUCAGAAAAUGCAGCUAAUUAUUCUGUUUUAGGGUGUUUUACAGUGAAUUUUGUAUAAAAUGGAUUGGCAAUUAACGUGUCGUGUAUGUCUAGAGACUGGUGAUAUGGUUUCACUCUUUGAUUGGGACGAAAAUAAUGAACAACUGGCUGAUAAGUACACUUAUUGCUGCGGAGUUGAGGUGUCCAAAACCGAGAGUUUACCGACGCUGAUUUGUUUGAAUUGUGUGGAUCGACUUACAUUUUCGUAUCAAUUCAAACAACAAUGCCUAUCUUCCAACGAGACACUCAAAGAGUGUCUGGAUGAGUUCACCAGGACCUCGGCUGCCGUAUCAGAAGGCAAUAAAUCGGCACAAUCAUCAAACGAAACAGAAGUGAUAACAAUAAAACAAGAGAAUGGAGUCCUCCUCCAGUACGAGCUGCCUGUGGAGCACGAGCCGUCGUGGACACGGACCAUCACCAAGACCACCAGCAAGGCGGUCGUCACCAAGGCACCGGAGCCCAAGAAGAGGGGGCGCCCGCGGAAAUAUCCCAAUGAACAGGGGGAAAUUGAUCUAUCACCAUACACUCGCAAAAAGCCAAAACCGGUGAAGAAAGAGCAACCGUCACUGACAUCACUGUUGAACUUUGACCCCAAUGACAUAAAGAAGGAAUCUGAGGAUAACCCAGAGGAUGAAGACACUUUUGCUGACAAUGACUACCCUGAUGACGACCCAGACUUCGAGGCGGACGAACAGCCGUCCGAAGAGGAAGUGAUCCAAGAAGAACCUGUUAAGCGCAAACGCGGUCGUCCCCGCAAGACCGACCCCCCGAGACCUCCCAAGGUAACGAAGGAAGUGGAGCAGGACACGGGUGAAGACGUGCUGCUGAAGGAGACCAUCAUGGCCUUCUCCGAGCCCAUCCCAGACCACAUACUGAACCCCAAGCCGAAGGAAAAGAAGAAGUAUAAGUACGAGAAGAAGAAGUAUAGCUAUGAGAAGACACAUACUUGCGAAACGUGUGGUUCCUCGUUCACGUCCAACGCGUCUUUACAAGCGCACAUCCGCCGCCAUCUUGGCAUUAAGCCGUUUGUUUGCAGCAUCUGCGGCUACUCGUGUGUGCUGAAGGAGGCUCUGAGAAGACACAUGCUGGUCCAUACGGGAGAGAAGCCGUACAAGUGUCGCAUUUGCGAUAGACGCUUCGGGGACUUCGGCACUAGGCAGAAACACGAGAGGUUACACAUGGGAGUGCGUCCCUACCAGUGCUCGGUUUGCGGCAAGGCCUUCACGUACUCGUAUGUGCUCGCCAACCACAUGCUCACUCAUACGGGGGAGAAGAAAUACUCCUGCGGUCCGUGCAACAAGAAGUUCACGAAGGCGCACCACCUCAAGUACCACAACAAGGUGCACCACAAGGAGUUAUACUUGCAGCAGCAGCUUGAACAAGAGGCUAAGAAGGUGCGUCUUCAAAUCAACGUGAGCGGUCUGUCGGGCGUGCUCAACGGACCCGUCGUGGACGGGAAGCUGCAACUCGUGCAGAUGAGCGAAGACGUGGACGAGUCGCAGAUGCAGGUGGUGGAGGUGGACCAGGAGGAUGACGAGGCGCACGAGACGGACCGCGCCGUCGCCGACAUGCAGGUGGUAAUGGAAACAGACUACUGCGUCGAAGAAGAUAGCAAAUAAAGCAAUAUCCGCAUAAUGUUACUAUUUAAUUAAAUAGACUUACUUUUGAAAAUCAUUUACCGAAUCGGUAGGUAAGGUAUCACUUCUGUUAAAUUAAUUUAACACAAAAACUUUAUCAUUCAUAUUUUGCCUUUGCGUACAUAUUUGUAUGAAAUCGUUAAUAUGAUCUCGUUAUAAGAUUUAGGACGCUACCCUCAACACAACUGAGGUUGCUAAGACUUAUCACUAAAAUUACUAUUUAGGUUUUGCAAGUCCACAAAAAUCGUUAAUUUAUUUUGAUUGUUUAGAAUCUAAACGAUCUAUUAUAAAUUAUUAUAGAUACAUAGUUAAUGAUUCAAAAGUUAUGUUUGAACUGUUUUUAUGUAAUAAUUGCGGUGCAGAAUCUUGUUCUACUUAUUAAAAUAAAUGUUAUUUUACGGUAAUAUGAAAUUAAAGUCGUAACACUGUUUAAUAUAUUUUUUAAACUACAUCUAAAUAUCGUACUGAAAUAUGGCAAAAUGCAUUUUAGAAUAGUCCUAAUUUUAGGUUCGCUUAGUUUAGUAAGUUAUUUUUAAAUAAACAUAAUAAUCAUGGA